AGAGAGCUCGAGCCUCCAGCAGCAGCAGGAACGCCCUGCAUCCUCUCUCCUCUCCUCCAACAUCCAUCCGCUGUCCGUGUGUCCCGGCUCUCCUCUGCCCCUCCAGCCGCGGAGGAGCCACUCUGAACGGGAAGGAAGACGAAGCAAACCUCGCUGGAAGAAAAUGGCCUUUUAACACCUGAGAGAAUAAACCCAGGAGAAGAGACAUGGUUCCUUUGGCUUUUUCCUUCCUCCACCGCCGCCUCCUCCUCCUCUUCCUUGCUUCCCUGAGCUGCUUCCCCGCUUCUGCUGACAGGAGAUUCGGUUGCCUGUUUGAGAACGAGCUGUGUUCACCAUAUGAGAUCUGUGUAAACGAUGGUAUGUUUGGGAGGUGUCACCCUGUUCCAGUGAAGGAGGUCUACACCUACGAUGUUUCCCCGUCUGUAGUGCAACACUUCAGGACGCUGCUGGAGAAGCUCUCUAACAGAGGUGGUGCUCCCAGUCCCAAGGACAAUGAAGCUGAGGGACAGACUAACCCCAGUCGUGAUGAGGAGGAGGAUGAGACCAGAAAUAUGACAGGUUUGACCUGGGAAGAUGACACCACCCAGCAGUAUCUGUCCAAGGAGUUAUCCAAAUUGAGGAGGAUUCCCCUCAGGUCACAGCAGAAUGGAGCUGUCUACAACCCUGACAGCAGGCCUGCAGCUGAAGCGAUGGACCCAGUAGACCAGAGGGUGAAGCCGGUGGAGGUGGAGCUCAGCAGAAAUCUGCAGAUGUACCUCCAACGUCUCGGCCUCCUUCCCAAGACGUCGUCUGCCUCCGGUCUGAGCACCCCUGACAAGAGUGAUCGUUUCCAGUCAGGCAUCCCUGCAGACUUCUAUCGCUCCAAGGCUCAGAUUUCGGCUCAGAAGUCGUCUCCCUCCAGCUUUUCCUCUCUUUCAUCUUUCUUACCUCUGCAGAAGCAGAGACCUCCAGCCGACCAGCUCCUUGCUACGCAAGCAGAGGGUGACCUUCUCCUUGGCGCCCUGAGGCAGUAUCUCUCCGGGCAUCUGUCCCUCCACGGCGGGGGGAUGAGCCCCGAGGAGCAGGCGGGCCCCUCGCCCCGCCUGAGGCCCCUCUACAGCGACGGAAUAGAAAACUCUGGGCUCAAAAAGGAGACCUCAAAAUCCAGGCUUCUGAAGUUGGGAAGAACUCAAGGGGAUUCAGUCAAGGACCCUCUGACGUCUGUGGACGAGAGGUUCAUCGAGAACGUUUUGAAGAAUGUCGUCAGGCAACAUGUGGACGUGGAUGGCUUGACGCCUCAGGAUUUGGGCCAGCUGUCCAGUCUGAUAGCUGAUGCUCUGCAGGUGGUUGACCAUGACCAGAAUCUAAACAGAGGCCUCACCCACGUUAGACCUGGACCAAGAGACUUGGAGGGAGAGCUGGAACAAGAAGAGGAGGCUGCCAGGGAUGAGGAAGACGAGAAGUUACUCGAGAACGCUCCAACACUGAAACCACAGGAGAGUACUCCUAUUAUGCCGGCAGCACUUCAAGAGCGUCACGCGGAUACGGAGGAGCAUAAUGUGAAGGACGAGCCUGAGAGUGGAACCCUCUUCACCAAACUUCUCGCCUACCUGGACAAAACUUCCUUCGGCGCCUCUCCUUCAGCAAGAAAUCGUGACGACGUUGCCAUGGGAACACCCAAAGGCCAACAGGUGGGCCUGGAAAAUGUCCAGAGCCGGACCAGCGAGGCAGGGGUGAAGGUGCAGAAGAAGGACGGCACCCAGUCUGUGGAGGAGGUGUCGGAGGUGCAGGGCUGGAUCAAGGAGGUGGUGCCCCCUCCUGCUUCGCUUGUGUACGAGGAGCCGCACAAGAAGACGAUGCACGUUCCGGAACUCCAGCUGGACGUCAAAGCGGGCAGGAAGAAGGCAGACGAUGAUGUGUUCGGCUAUGUCAUCACUGACACAGAUGGGCUACAGACAGAUGAAGGCCUCCACCUGAUGGAAAUCCUGGCUCGCAGGGCUAAAAUCCAGAUGACGGACUUCGCCAAGCUCUCGGUGGUGGGCCCCGCUGUGACCUUCAAAGUGAGCCCGAACACUCAGAACGUCAGCACUGCAGAUGUGGCCAACGUGGCUGUCCAGCAGAAAGAGGCUCUGGAGAAAGAAGCCAAGGUCAGCAUCCUGGAGGCCGGUGUCGCCGAUGAAAGCCAGAUCAACCAGAUCCCCACCAAGUACAGCCAGGCCGAGUCGACAAAGUUCUUCAUCCUCACCAUUGUGUCUAUCCUGUGCAUUGUUGGCGUGCUGCUGGCCUCCACAGUGGUCUACUGCCUGCGCCACCGCUCCCACCACAAGCUGAAAGAGAAGCUCACCAAUCUGGGAACAGAUACUGGCAGCGAUGCUACCGCCACCUAUCAGGAGCUCUGUCGUCAGCGCAUGGCGGUCAAACCUCCAGCUGAGCGUCCGGAGCCCAUCUCCUCCAGGAUCAACAGCGUGUCGUCUCAGUUCAGCGAUGGGGGUCAAGCCGUCAGCCCCUCAGCUCGCAGCAGCAUCUCCUCCUGGAGUGAAGAGCCCGCUCACUCCAACAUGGACAUCUCCACCGGUCACAUGAUACUGUCCUACAUGGAGGAUCAUAUGAAAAACAAGGAUCGCCUGGAGAAGGAGUGGGAGGCGCUGUGUGCCUAUCAGGCAGAACCCAACGCCUGCACCAUCGGCAUGAAGGAUGGCAACGCCAAGAAGAACCGCUCCGCUGCUGUUGUGGCGUAUGAUCACUCCAGAAUCACCUUGAAGGUGGAGAACAGCCAAGGCAACUCUGAUUACAUCAAUGCCAGCCCGAUCAUGGAUCAUGAUCCCAGGAACCCAGCCUACAUUGCUACUCAAGGCCCUCUGCCCUCCACUGUGGCUGAUUUCUGGCAGAUGGUAUGGGAGAACGGCUGCGUGGUCAUUGUUAUGCUGACACCUCUCGUCGAGAGCGGGGUGAAGCAGUGCUACCACUACUGGCCUGACGAGGGAUCCAACCUGUAUCACAUCUACGAGGUGAACUUGGUAUCCGAACACAUCUGGUGCGACGAUUUCCUGGUUCGUAGCUUCUACCUAAAGAACAUGCAGACCAAUGAGACACGAACCGUCACUCAGUUCCACUUCCUGACCUGGCUCAACCAGACAGUCCCAGAGACCAGCCGGAUGCUCCUCGACUUCCGCAGAAAAGUUAACAAGUGCUACCGGGGACGCUCGUGUCCUAUCAUAGUCCACUGCAGGCAAGUAUCAUAACAACUACAGCAGUCUGUAUUUCUUUUUUUAUGUCUUGAAAUGGUCCUAGCAUAUAUUAAGGGUUAUACAAUUUGGUUUGUCUUGAGUAAGAUGUCAGUUUUUGACAACAAGCAGAUAAACAGCCCCUUUACUGAUAAACGACUUGCUUAGAUGAUUUGAAGCUGAACUUGCAUGCCCUUGUGGUUUCUGUCAUCCAGUCUGAGCUACCAUUUAGAUUCUCACAAGCUCUCAUGUCACUUGUCAGCGUGUGGCGAGCGACAAACAUUUUACACGAGAAAUUAGCCAAGAAGUUGUGAUUUAAUUUGACAAACUGUCCACGGAGGACAGUAACUUUUAAUUGGAGGCACUUCAAAGUUUGCAGAGUGUCGUUUGGAGCCAGUGGGUGAGAGCGAGAGAGGGGUAAAUAGAAGUAGGCAGGGUUGCAGCUGUUGUGUGUGUGUGUGUGUGUGUGUGUGUGUGUGUGUGUGUGUGUGCGUGUGUGUGUGUGUGUGUGUGUGUGUGUGUGUGUGUGUUAUCACAUCUGCACACCCCCACCACCUCAGGAAAUAACUCCAGACCAGUGAGACAUAAUUAAAUCUGUAUUUAACAGAAAAAUCUGCCAUGGUUUUUUUUGUGUGGAAACAUCCUGCAAUGAUUGGAUUAGAGAGGAAAAAAAUAACUUCCAUAACAGAUAGCCGUUCUGUCUGUCUGCUCACUCCUCCGCUAAGUGAUAUAUUAUUUAAUAUGGUGGAAUUGCUCUUCGAGGACGAUGAAACUGUACAUUUCUUGGCUAAAUUGUCAGGCUGCACCAGAGUAUGAAACCUGUCUUUAUGGAGCAUCAGCCACAGAUCAUCCUCAAGUUUCUCAGUUACCUUCCAAGUAAAAGUUGUGUUUAGAAACAUAGUGAAACUUCCAGUUGACAGUUUGUUACCUGGUUUAGAGGUUGCUUGAAUAGAGUCAUCAUGCACACACUUCAUGUAUAUAAAGGUGUUACAGGAAGUGUGAUGCUUGGUCCACUGAAAUUCUAUCUACUCUUCAACCAAUCGAUGGGGCAAGAAAAUCUGCAUGUUUUCCCCAAGCAGCAACCUCAGAGGCUGAGAAAUACAGCCAACGCAAAGGUGCCAAAAACUGCAGUUCACUGAAUGGCCACUUGAGGCUGGCUCCAAAACCCCGUAGAUCCACAUGUUCAUAUGUCCAACAUUACAGCUAAAACAAACAUGUUUACAGCCUGGUCCAAAAAACAGUUUUGGUUUCUAUAGCUAAUUUUAACAUUCAUGACAACUGGACAGGGGGGUAAUUUUUUUAUAACUAACCCAUUUACAUUUUAUCAAGACUUAAAGUUACGCAAACUUCGAGUAAAACGCUGCACCUGUCACCGUCACCAGUCAUUUAGUCACAGUGUUGAAGGGGUGGGACAAAUACCACAAAUACCAACCGUCACAGAGGACAAAUAUAAGUGCUGAACAUCAGCAACAUUUUCAGCUAGGAAAUGAAAUGCUUUGGUGGACACACGGCCUUAUUAAAGUAACAGCAACUGUUCAACCAGUGAGAAUUUGGUCGGGGCAUAUUGACCAACUAAUCGACCAACCUACCAGAAGGUGACAGCCAUGCUGGUAACUGUUUUCAGCUAAUAUGACUGCUUUACCUUUAUAGUGUUGUUUAGUCCGUAGGUCACUUUACCCAAUAUGUGAUGAACUGAUUGGCACCACAGUCAUUGUAAUGUGUGCCAGUGCUUAGCACAUACUGUUUAAUAAUCUGAUGCUGGAUCAUGCUCCAAAAGGCCCUGCACACCCAGACAGGUGAUUGCCAGUAUGAAUGUUUGGUGGCUUUUGAAAGUUUUUCAGUAAUUUUUUCACUUUUCACAAUUUUCAGAGAAGUUCAGGAUUUUGUUGUGUUUAGAUGCUUAUUAAGAUCUUUGCAACAUUUUUUGUGUCAUACCUGGUGGCUUUUUUAAUAUCACAUACCAGGCCUUGAGAGGAGGGAAUGAUAUUGUCAUGUAACCUCUGAUUUGCACCAAUCAAAGCUCAUCCCUAAACCCAGCCAGCCAAUCGUGUAAAGCUGUAGUACUGAAAGGAUGGAGAAACUGUCCCAUUCAUCCUGCAGACUUUCACUGAGAGCUUUCAAACGAGUUUGUCAAAGCCAACUGUGCGCGGCCAUUUAUCACCCUAAUGUAUACAGAGAGCAGAGUGAAGCAAUCAGGAUGAGAAGUGAGCGAACAGAAGAGUGCAGAUGCCCAAAUUCUAUAAUCACAGCAUUCGGAGAAUUUCUCUGUCUCUCUUCUUUCUUUCUCUCUAGCUUUCUCUCUCUCUCUCUCUCUCUUUUUUUUUUGUUUUUUUUGUUUUUUUGUUUUUUACAAUUUUUGUCAUUUCAAAGCUUUUUUUUCUUUCUUCUAUCGCUCUCAAUCUUGUCUUCUUUUUUCUUUCCCUCUCUCUGCUCGUCUGUCCCACUCUGUCUCUCAUUUUAAAUAGGAGUGAGAGAAGGCAGCAGACAUCUUGACAUGUUUACUCACAGCCCUCAGGCUUCUGCUGACACACACACACGCACACGCACACGCACACACAUCACAUAUCUUUGAUCGCCUUGUAAUGAUCUUGGCGAGGUGCAGCGAUACGACAGAUCUAAUCACGGCGUAAUAACCUGUACAACACACACAGAAACACACACAGAGAGAUGGACACACACAAACUACCUGAGAUCAGAGAGAUAGUAGUAUCUGCGUAGAACGUGCACACACACUCACACACUCUGAUACUGUGGUGGUACUGCUCAAUUACUGCCACUGGGUGUGUUGGAAUAAACAGCUGUGUGUGUGUGCGCGCGCGUGUGUGUAAGUGGUAGCUGGCAUGCGUCCGUACUUUCUGAAUAUUUCAUUUCCACUAGGGUCUUGGUUUUUCUCUGCAAGAAUACACACACAUGCACACACACAGACACACACACACUUGAGUUUGCUGGAUUACACGCCAGCCCAUGAAAUAGACUGGUGCGGGUGCAGACAUCAAUUUUCAACACUUGAAAUAAAUCUAGGAUACAAAAUAUUCCCUCCACAUAUACUACAGAGUCUAAUUCUGUUUAAUGCACCACAUUCAGGUUUUCUUUUUUUUCUUUUUCUUUUUUUUUGGGGGGGGGGAACAUGCAUUUACGUCUGUAUUAAACAAAAAAAUGUAACAUUGCUGUUGUUGCUAAACAGAUUUAAUUUUUGACGUUAUUUCCUGACCAAAAUAAAACCCAUUCCAGCCUCCUGUUCCAUAAUUGUACGCCUUUGAAGUUGUUUAUCCCCUUGAAAUAGCAUUAGAAGACUCAUAAACCUCGACAUAUUAAAUCUCUCAGACUGCUGCUCACCUGCUUAACAUUGAAGUCAGGUUACGUCUGUCUCCGCUCUGGAAAAAAAAGAACCCAAUAACAUGAAUAUGGUGGAGGAUAUGAAAGAAGUCGUAUUGUUACAGUGAAUCUGUGGGUGUUAUGUGCCGCACCUUUACUGUGUGAUUUUUCAGCAGCAGUGGGACAAGCCGACUUGCCGGCGUUGCUGCCACGGUUCUCUAAAUGCUUGUUAACACUUCAGAUUUAAUCAGUUUUACUGGUUUAAAAUCUUAUUUGAAUUUGCAUCAGCAGCCACAGAGAGAACGUUUAUUGCCUCUUGUCUGGAUGAAAACACACAGCUGCCAGACUGAACUUGUAAAAGUCGACAUGAUGGAAGAUCAUGGCAGGAGACAAAAACUGUAGCUGUAGAUUUGGUUUGCUGAUGGUGUCACAGUAAACACAGUAAUAGCAGCCGAGCAGGUGAGCUGCUUUUGCCCGGACACAUCAAACUGUAGCAGUAUGUGAAGCUCUCAGUGUUUCCCUGUGGAAAGACUUUGAUGAACCUGAAGUAUUAUGUAACUCAAUAUAACAAUCUCAACAGGUAAUUCACUUUUUUUUGUUUUUUUACCAAAUUUAAUGCAUGAAGGUUCCAAUAAAUAAGAAAGGAGGAAAACAGUGGCUGGUUGAUUAGUCUCAGCAACAGAAAUAAACAUGUAAUAAUGACCAAUCCAUUUUUUUUUCUUUUUUCGGUUUUCAGAAAUCACCUUUUUUAAUUUUUUUCCCCUCCUUUUUUGCUGCAUCACCAAAUACUUAAAAAUGCCCAACAUGAUUAUAUGUGUAUAUCCAGAAUAUUUUCCUACUAGGUAAACUAUUGAUAAUGAUUUGUUAUUACAUUUUAUUUUAUUUGCUUAUUUUUUAUUAUUUGUAUUUUUUAACUGUUAUCACUAGUAUUAGUAUUAUGAUAUUUUUUGUAUUAUUAUGUAUUUAUUUAUCCAUUUUUUUUCUCAUUCUCUCUCUUAUUUAUUUACUUCUUGGGUGUCCGUGGAGGGCUGGGUGUGUGUGCUUAAAUGUUCACUGAAAAUCAAAUAAAGUUUUUUUUUUAAAAAGUAUUUGGGAAACAUGGAAAUUUACUUCUUUUUUUACAAGAGUGACUUAACAGUUUUUUAUAUGCAGUGACAAAGGCAAGACAGAGCCCUUUUUUUAACAUAAUUUUAUUUCUAAUGUAAAAUUUUACUUCAAGGUUAGAUUUAAUUUAAUGCAAAAUUCUGUCUUCAUGAGUUUAUAAAGCAGUGUCCAUCAUGAGAAGAGAACAUACCUCAGUAAGAAGCAACUACAGUAGAUUCAUUUAGCUCCGCCAGGUUUAACCAUCAUGUGCAGAUAGCAACAAGUAAAUAUUUAAUGCAAUAAAAACUUUUAUGUUUACAUACAAUGAAUGUUGAAUGCAAAGGUUUUCAUACCACUGCAGUCUCUAUCUUAAAAAUGAUAAUACAUCUUUGAUGUCAUGAUUAUUUUUUAUUCUUUAUUAUCAUGAAAAGAAAGAUAUGGGGAAUGUAGACAAGCUGUGUUGUGUACCGUCAGACCAAAAUACAUUAACUGAUGACAAGUAAUGAUCUGACAAACUGUUUCAUUUAAUUAAUACUUGUCUGUCUUCAUCUCUCCUCUCAACCCCCAUCUGUGUCCCGCGCUCUGGUCCACACGUGCAGUGACGGUGCAGGAAGAAGUGGGACCUACGUCCUGAUCGACAUGGUCCUCAACAAGAUGGCUAAAGGUGCCAAGGAGAUUGAUAUUGCAGCGACUCUGGAGCACCUGCGGGACCAGAGGCCGGGAAUGGUUCAGACCAAGGAUCAAUUUGAGUUUGCAUUGACGGCCGUUGCGGAGGAGGUGAACGCCAUUCUGAAAGCUCUUCCACAGUAGAAAGGAGCGCCUCCUUCUGAUGAACCUCCUUCCUUAUCUUCACCUCCUCUCUUGUCUCAUUGAGAGGACGGUCCCUAUUAUUACAUCCUUAUUUGUCCUCCUCCUGUCUCCUCAGUUUGCUUCCUUGUUCCAAUCUCCUUCUUUCAUUCUCCCCCUCUGACUUUUUUGUUUUGUGCUUUCUCGUUUCAUUUCAUCUUUUCCCAACUUAUCAUCCCUGUUUUUCCGGUGUCCUUUUCUUUCGUCUGUCCAGUUCAUACAUGUCAUUUCCUAAAUGUCCUUCUUUCCAUUCUCUUUAUUGUUGUGUCCUUUCUGUCUUCAGAAAAAAAAGCAGAUGUCCCUUCCUUCCCUCAUUGUGUCCAUUCUCCUCUUGUGUUUCCUUAAACAUCCUCUUCUUUCCACUAAUGCCCCCUCCCUUCCUUUCCUCCCAUCUCCUCCUCUCCUUGCAUCUUAGUAAACAUUGUGCCAGGAAAACGUUGAACCAGUCCUGUACAUAGAUAGAUCUUCCUUCUAUUGUAAUGAUCCAUGCAGCCUGUUUUCCAAAGUGUCAUUUAAACACAUUUUCAUAGAUUGAUAAAAAAAAAUGCUUCUCUAUGUUCUGUUAAGAGUAUAUUUAUCAUCAUUUCUGUUUGGAUGUUAUGAGUUUGUGUGGGAUGUUGAUCAUCAUGUCUGUAUCACAAAAUUGUAUUUGUGUCUGAUUUUUAGAGCCAUGCUUUUUGAUAUGUUGUCAUGCAGUACGCUAGAGUGUCACAGUUUAACUCAUCUUUCAUCUCCCAUUGAGGAUUUUUUCCCCAAUAACAGUAAGUGAUGAAAAACUGCCAAUAGGGUGUUGUUUCCAGCAUUUGUGGCAUUUAAAAUCUGCAAUUUUCCACUUAUUGUGAGAAAUACAAAAACGACGCUGGUGCUGGAUGUGAGGUGAAAGAACAUGGAUAUAUUUUUCUCAAUGUGUAAUUCUCAUUAUCCUAGUAGAAGCAAUAUUGUGUUUCUUCAACCUGAAUCGCUAUCUCUCGUGGACAACCAAUAUUGUGGCUUGUCAGUGAAGUUACACUCAUGUCUGCCUUAAUAAAAAAACAGUAGAUGGACUCUUAAAAUGCGUCCAGCCACGUUGAAGCUAUAGGCUAGUGUGUAACGCUUCAUUUUAAAAUGGCCUUAUUCCAGGGGAUUAACCUGUGGAUUAAAGGUUUGCCGUGCUGUUACUUAGUGAAAAUCCCUCUGAUAAGCACUGGAGAAUAUGCAGUCUUUAAUAAUCUGGUCCAGGACGUUAUUUAUUGUGAGAAGUUUGUGACAGUCUUUGAAUCAGCUCAACAGCAGUCAUCUUGUGUACUUUAAAAGUAAACUAAUAAUCAAUUUGAACACUGAAAUGAUGCCGUUAUAAAAUCAAGUGUUUCUGACUAGUGCUUUUAUGAUAAAAGAGGUUAGUCUUGCUUCUGAAUAGCAGUUCUUCUAUGUAGCAUUAAUGGAUGAUUUGUACAUGUACAGUAGCUGAACCUGUAUUCCAUUGAAAACUAGUUUGCAGUUCCACUUGUCAGCUGGUUUUCCCAAAAGCAUCUUGGGACUAACUGGUUUUUGUUCCGUUGUAAAUGAAAAGAGCAGCAUUAAAGGUCCAGACCUUUUCUGCAUUUGCAUGUUUAAGCUAGUUUACUUCAAACUGCUUGUGCUUUACAUCGCUGCUAACCAAAUGAUGUUCCUGUGUCUCACCUUUUUGAACAUAUUGUGUUUUAAAAUAUAUUCUAAGCGCCCAAACCUUCCCAUUCAUUUCCGUCAAGGAUAAAAAUUAAUUAGUGGUCCCACCCUAGUUACCGUUUGCCAGUUCUGUUUAGCUAGCUGCUGCUUCAAGAAGCCGACAGCAAGGACCACGUGUGAUAGAAGGAUAUAUUCACAAUGGUAACUUUUAGGGAGAAGGCAAAAUUAUGCCUUUAAGCUUCUUUAUUGAUACAAGAAAAAUAAAGAGGAGUCAAACCUGUCUGUCAUUAGGCUAGCUCUUUUUGAUGUGGCGAUAACGUUAGCUAGCUAGUUAGCCAGCAUUCUGCUAACGUUAGCUAACUUAAGAUGUGACAAUGAACAGUGUAGUGUUGCUAUGGUGACUUUGACAGUCCUUCAACCUCAUCUUUUAACCAUCUUCAAAACUUGGUAAGUAUGACAAGAAAGGGAAAAGUUGACGUUCUGCAGCGUUUAAGCUUGUUCAAUACUUAUUGGAGCACAGAGCAAAAAUGGGCGGGACUUAGGAAGGGCUUAUUAUCGUUGGAAGAUUAUUCAAAGCAGACACUUAAAAUUAGCGUUCACUUGCAACCACAUUAGCACUUAUAUUGAAAGUUUUUGUUGAAGGUUUAAGGAGUCUGCUGUUUAAUUAUCAUAUUGUUUGGAUAUGAAUGGAAAGAAAUUGACAAACUAGAUUAAAAGUCUAAAAGUCUGCGACAUGCAUUCAUAGACUGUCAGCAGUAAUUAGAAGCUUACUUGCUUUGUAUUUAAAGGGAACAAAACACCAGUAUGGUGUAAGUUGUUAUUGCUACUACAGUCUGUAUCCAUUGGUGCUUUUUUUGUGCUUGGUUUAUUUAAGAUUCACACAGCACAAUUAAAGGCCUCCAUGGGCUUGUAAACAAAAGUCACAUAUUUUACAAGUAACCUGUUAAUUGGACAGUUUGGGUAACCUGUCGAAUACAAGUCGAUGUAGGUUUUCUUGGCUUUCCAAGCAUGAAGAACUCCCUGGGCUGUGGGGCAAAGAGAUGGUUUUACCUGUGUGUGACUGUGUCUGAGGGCUGAGAGAAAUAAUACCACUCAUAAACCCUUAGGUUUUGGAUGAAGUUCUUGUUGAUCGGGAUUAAGUUAGAAGCUUGAUCUACGAGAACAGAAAAGCUUGUUCAAGUAAACAAAACGCCACUAACAUGCUUGGGGGUGAUCACCAACACAGCCAUUAUCUAAAGAUGCCUUUGGGAAACAGCUCAUAGUUUGUGAAAAAUCAUCUUAAUUUCACUAGUUUUAAUUAGCGGACAGCAGUGUUGUGCAUUAGUGUACUAAACAAGCAUGUUUAUUGAACUAAGAUUGUUAUAUGGCACCCAGCAUGCCAGUGCUGUGUCAAAGAUUGUUUCCCUGUCAAUGUGUGUUUGUGUUUCCCCCAACCUACAUAUGAACCAAACCUUUUAUUUUACAUAACCAAGAAGGGGGCGCCACUCAUUUUAAGAAGCGGGUAACACUAUUUUGAUAACACAACACUGGCAUGGCUAUUGCACCUGGCAAUUUGUGCAAUACAGCUACUGAUGCUGCUGAAGCCGAACAGUUUAAAUGAACAUAUGAACAUAAACUAGUUCAUUUCAAUCUUUGUGAACUCAACUUUGAACUCUUGUGAAGUGUGAACGUGCACAACACGGGCUGACACUAAAUGAACAGGUUUAAAGAUUCUAUCCAUCAAUUACAAUUGUUUUAUUUUGUUUUAUUUGAAUCUCCAAUGAUAUGACUUGCAUACACUAUGUUACUAGUGCAUGGCUAUUUAUUCAGCAAUUAAGUGUGCUGUACUUUCCUGUGGCCUCGAGACCAUUUUAGCAAAACUCUUAAAGCAAACAACUUCAUUCCACGCUAUGUACUGCACGAGAACCUUAAAAGUGCAAAAGCCAAGGAUUAUCAUCUCCAGACUGUGCAGAUCAUGGUUAAAGUGAGUUGAAAGGUGGUGCAGUGUCGAUAUGAUGUAACACUGCAGCAAGCUGGUGUCAUGUUGUUGGAAUCGACUCCAUUUUUCAUCACAAAAUUGAAACUUGCUGUAAGGAAUGCUCCUUUUAACGGCUUGUUUAAUGUAGAAUCGGAUCUUAUUUUUUCUGCCUUUCUAAAGACACUGUCACGUAUGUGUUAAAAAUAUGGAAACACAUGAAACUGCAUUGAGGGAAUUGAAAUGAUCUGAUUCUAUCUGUCAUUUUUAAUGGGAGUAAAAACUAAACAUGGGUUUUUGUUUUUGCAGGGAGGAUGCUCAGUAGGUCACAUUCCCCAAUGCUCUACUGUCUUUCACACAAUUCAUCAAGUAUCAAUAGAUGGCUGGUCUGUUGCAUUAACACACUGUACAUAAACAAAAAAAAGAAAAAAACAACAGAAGAUAUUUUUGUUCUAUUGGUGUAAACAACUUGUGAAUAAAGUCUCAUUGUCGAU
Messenger RNA from Epinephelus moara (kelp grouper), 12539 nucleotides. Its product is annotated as receptor-type tyrosine-protein phosphatase N2-like. NCBI's taxonomy places the organism in Eukaryota, Metazoa, Chordata, Actinopteri, Perciformes, Serranidae. Bases 207 to 3221 code for a protein of 1004 amino acids. Gene Ontology annotation, biological process: protein dephosphorylation. The record is from RefSeq and is a predicted model, not a curated record. Gene Ontology annotation, molecular function: protein tyrosine phosphatase activity. The transcript is spliced from 23 exons. Gene Ontology annotation, cellular component: secretory granule.